AUGCUGUUCUCUUUCCUUACCUUGGUCGCUGCGGCGACAGCAGCACCAUCUGCUUACAACUCUCAACCGUACUCCAGCGUAGCUAAGAGGCAGUCAUCUGCCAGCAGCUCACUUCAGGUGGACCUGGGCUACAGUGUCUACCAAGGUCAUACUAACAGCACUGCCAAUCUGAAUGUCUUUCAAGGCAUCCGCUUCGCAGCAGCCCCAAUCGGUAAUCUUCGCUUCCAAGCACCAAGAGCGCCCACAACCAACCGCUCGGCAACGAUUUCGGCGAACAGCUAUGCACCGCAAUGCCCGCAGAGUCCAAGCUCGCACCCGCCACCUGUCACACCAGUCAAUCAGACAGGAUCGAGCGAAGAUUGUCUUUUCCUCAACGUCUGGAGUCCAAGCAACGGAACCAACCUCCCUGUGCUGGUCUGGAUCCAUGGCGGCGGUUAUGGUCAGGGCAAUGGGCGCCAGGAUCUCACUGCCAUUAUCAAUACGAACGGCAACUCGUUUGUUGGCGUCUCUAUACAGUAUCGUCUCGGCGCAUUCGGAUUCCUUAGCUCUGACGAGGUCUUCCGCAAAGGUGCUGUGAACGCCGGUCUUCUCGAUCAACAUCUGGCGCUGCAAUGGGUCCAAGAGUACAUUCACCUGUUCAAUGGCGACCCAACGCGAGUGACAAUCGCAGGCGAAAGCGCUGGAGGUGGCAGUGUAAUGCUCCAAGACAUGGCGUAUGGAGGCUCCCUCGGCACUCAGCUCUUCAUCAAUACCAUUGCAGCCAGCCCUUACCUUCCCAUGCAGUAUGGCUACAAGGACUGGGUACCUUCUCAAAGCUACUACGCAUUUGCUACUGCCGCGGGAUGCCCUCCGUCUAUGCCCUACCUGCCGACCAACGGGACGCCAAUCUUCGAGUGCCUCGUCAGCAAAAACACCAGCACGCUGAUGAAUGCUAGCGCAACAGUAUCUCAGGAAGGCUCCUACGGGACUUGGGCGUUUCUGCCGGUCACGGAUGGCGUCUUCGUACAGGAUUUGCCGAGCAGACAACUUGGCCGCGGUCAAGUCAAUGGACUCAAUAUCCUCUCCGGUAAUAAUGCCAACGAAGGAUACUACUUUACGCCACAAAAUAUCAAGACCGAGGAUCAGCUGGUGCAAUACCUUCGUGUGACCUUCCCACUUCUCUCCAACAACGACAUCGCCAAGAUACUCUACUACUAUCCUUCCACAAACGCCUCCGUGGACCCAAAUACUCCGUUCUUUGCCACAUCCGGCAAUAUGGGAGCGACUGCCCUCAAUGAAAGCUCUGAUGGCACCGGUCAGCAGCAGCGAGCCGACAAUAUCUACGCAGAGACCACCUUCGUAUGUCCCUCGUACUGGCUCGCGGAAGCGUACAGUAACAACCGCAACGGAGGCCAAGGAUACAAGCUACAGUUCUCGAUUCCACCAUCUGAGCACGGCGGCGAUGUUGCGGGGUAUUUCGACUACCCGGGUCAGUAUUACUCAGUGGAUUUUACCACGGCGUUCCAAAGAAUCUGGGGCAACUUCAUCACCACUUCAAACCCGGCCAUAUCCAACGCAGUUGCAAAUGGGGUGUCUACGAACAACGUUUCGAUUAACGCAGCAAGCAGCUUUCCUCCAUAUAGCAUUUAUUCGCCCAACCAGCUGGAUCUCAACACAACCUGCCCAAUCAUAACUACUCUUGGCGGCAUAGAGUAUUGCAAUUCUUCUACCGCUGUGAACCAGUUCUCCUUGGUCAACGCUUACACCUGGGAGGGCGGACGCGGCACGCGUUGUGACUUCUGGAGAGCUCUGGGCGAGCUGGUACCGGAGUAAAUGCUAGCUUGGCUCAAGCUCUUCGCCUCUACCUGUGUACCUAGCUAUCUAGCCGAUAUCAGAACCAAGUAUAGCG
Baudoinia panamericana UAMH 10762 is the source of this 1888-nucleotide messenger RNA. RefSeq lists its product as uncharacterized. Bases 1 to 1812 code for a protein of 603 amino acids. The transcript has 5 exons. NCBI's taxonomy places the organism in Eukaryota, Fungi, Ascomycota, Dothideomycetes, Mycosphaerellales, Teratosphaeriaceae. The record is from RefSeq and is a predicted model, not a curated record.